This is a messenger RNA of Sceloporus undulatus (fence lizard), 2965 nucleotides long. It is a transcript of the gene CLIC3, whose product is annotated as chloride intracellular channel 3. The transcript has 6 exons. The record is from RefSeq and is a predicted model, not a curated record. The coding region runs from base 1705 to 2421 and encodes 238 amino acids. Lineage: Eukaryota; Metazoa; Chordata; Lepidosauria; Squamata; Phrynosomatidae.
UUGGAAAUGUUCCCUGGUUUUGGACUGCAACUCCCAGUGUCCCCUGGUUAGGGUUUAUGGGAGUUGUAGUUCACAAAUGAUUCCCUGUUCUAAGGGAAACGGCUGCGAAAAAAAUUGCAUCCUUGGAGGUUUCCAGGAGAAGCAACUCGCCCCCUUUUUUGGCCCAAAAGGCUCACUUUGGGGAGCCAUGAAUAGAAUCAUAUUUUUAAAAAAUGAAUUGCAUGACAUUUUGUUUAACAAACCUCUGCAAUGCAAAGAAAGAGAGAAAAAUGUGCAAGUUUUAAAAUUGCAAGCGUUGGACCAAAUAGAUAUCUGAGUUCCCUUUGACUGUGGAUGUUGUUAAUGUUUUGUGACGUCAGGAACAGAAUCAUAUUUUUAAUGAAUUAUAAUAUUUUUUCUAUUUAAAAAAUCCUCUGGAAUAGAAAAAAAGACAGCAGAGUCAUGCGCAAGUGAUAGGGCUGCAAGUGCUGGGCCUGGUUUCCUCCCAGAAUAGAUAUCUGAACCACCUUUGGCUGUGGCUAUUAUUAUACCGGGCGCUAAAUCCAUCUCUGCCAGCCUUUGAAAGGUUGCUUGAGUCACAUAAUCCAGCACUGAAAUAUUAUGGCUAUUUUUAUGCUCCUGGAGGUGUAGCUCUCUCCCUUUUGGUUUCAGGGGAGGCGAAAGUCGAAAGAAGGCAGGGCAAAGGAGUGUGUUUAUAUUGAUAUACAAGUGGAAAGAGAGGCAGGGCUGCUGCGUUCCCCAUAUGAGGUGCAUCAUUCCCAUUGAUGGCACAUCCCUCGCAAGGGAAACUGAGCAUGAGCCACGCAAUGAGGAAUGCGAAGAAUGCAGGAGGACUCUGGUGUCAAAGCACAACGCCAGGCAUGCUGCUGCCAUGACUCUGGAGAAGUAGGAGGUUGAGUAUUGGAAGGAUGUCGGAAGGUCCAAUGAUACUCAGGAGGUCCACUUUGAGUAUUGGAAGGAAGGCAGAAGGUCCACUAAUACCCCAAAAAAUCAACUUUGAUUAAGUAUUAUAAGAGUGUCAGACAGUCCAUUAAUACUCAGAAGGUACACUUUGAGUCUUAGAAGGAAGGUAGAAGGUCCACUAAUACUCAGAAGGGCCACUUACAUUAUUAGAAGGGAGGCAGAAGGUCCAUUUUGAGUAUUAGAAGGAAAGCUGAAGAUCUACUAAUACCCAAAAUAUCAAUUUUGAUUAAAGUGUCUGUCAGUCCAUUAAUAGAAGGAGUAUUAGAGUAUUAGAAGGAAGGCAGAAGGUCCACUAAUACUCAGAAAGUGCACUUUGAUUAUUAGAAGGAAGGCAGAAAAUCAACUAAUAGUCAGAAGGUCAACUUCAAUUAUUAAAAAGAAGGCAGAAGGUCCAUUUUGAGUAUUAAAAGGAAGGCUGAAGGUCCACUAAUACUCAGGUCAACUUUGAUUAUUAGAAAGAAAGGAGAAGGUCCACUAAUACCCCGAAGGUCCACUUUGAGUAUCAGAAGGGAGGCAGAAGGUUCCUUUGGAUGGACGGUGGAGGCUGCAUCCCCAGAACUUUCUGCCAAGGCAGAAGCGAAAGAGGGAGUUCCUCCAAGCGAAGCAUCUGCAAAAUCAGGGCGUUGAGGCAAGGCCAGGUCAGGAAUGCUGCCGGUGGAGCUUUGCGGAGGGUGUGUCCAGUGCAUAAAAACGCAUUGAGACAGAGGUGCCUCGUUUUUGCAGGUGGGACGGGGGUUCAGGAUGGCGGAAAGCUCCAAACUCCAGCUGUUUGUCAAGGCGAGCGACGAUGGAGAGACCAUCGGUCACUGUCCCUUCUGCCAGCGGCUCUUCAUGAUCUUGCUGCUCAAAGGAGUGCCCUUUACGCUGACCACAGUGGACACCAAGAGGUCCUUGGACGUGCUGAAGGACUUUGCACCCGGAGCCCAGCUCCCCGUGUUGCUGUACGACGGAGAGCCCAAAACGGACACCCUCAAAAUCGAAGAGUUUCUGGAAGAGACCCUGGGGCCACCAAAUUUCCCCAGCCUGGUUCCCAGGUACAAAGAGUCCUCCAUCGCCGGCAAUGACGUCUUCCACCGCUUUUCAGCCUACAUCAAGAACCCGAUACCUGCACAGAACGAAGUCUUGCAGAAGAACCUCCUGAAGGCCCUCCUGAAGCUGGACAACUACCUGAACAACCCCCUGGACUACGAAUUGGUCCGGGACCCCAGCCUCAUCGUCUCCCGGCGGCGGUUCCUGGAUGGAGACCAGAUGACCCUGGCUGACUGCGGCCUCCUGCCCAAACUCAACAUCGUCCACGUCGUGUGCCAACAUUACCGCCAAUCUGGCAUCCCCAAGGAGCUGCGCGGCGUUUGGCGUUACCUGGACAGUGCGGCCGAGGUGAAGGAGUUCAAGUACACCUGUCCCAAUGCUGAGGAGAUCAUCCAGGCCUACCGCGGGGUGGUCCGGCCGCUGGAGUAGCCAUGGCCAUUUGCCAACGGAAGCGGUCAAGCUGCUCGUCACUUUGGAUCGCUUCUGGCCACCUUCCUCAGAGCCACCGAACCACAGACAGAGACUGACCCAAGUGGACACUGAUGGAGGGCACCUGGCUUCGGUUUCAUGCCCCUCUUUCCAGUGGCACCAUUUCCCCAUUUCCAUCAUGGCUGCACCACGCUUAUGGUCACACAAUGGAGGAAAAUGGUUGGGGAACUACACAUCACCCUUCUAGCCGAUGAUGCCACCUUCUUUAGAAUAAAUAAAGGAGUUGUUCCUAUAUCUCCCAGGGAACACUUUUAGCAUCUUUGCAGAUUUCCCUGGGCUCUUUCCAGCAUUUUUGUUGGGUGCCUUCAAGUUGCUUCUGACUUACGGAGACCCUAAGGAGAAACUAUAGUGGGUUUUCUAUAACAGGAUUUGACAUUGCCAUCCUCUGAGGCUGAGAGAGUGUGGCUUGUUGCCCAUGGUCUUCCAUUGGGUUGACAUGGCCAAGCCGUUAUUUGAACCCUGGUCUCCAGAGUCAUAGUCGAAA